Molecule: messenger RNA, 3399 nt
Organism: Theobroma umbraticum
Lineage: Eukaryota; Viridiplantae; Streptophyta; Magnoliopsida; Malvales; Malvaceae
Molecular function (GO): DNA binding
Source: RefSeq, a predicted model, not a curated record
UAGUUCCUGUCUCAGACAGACUCUAAGUCCAAAGCCACCAAACAAACCUCUAUAAAUUACUAAUCCUCAAAAACAAAGAAAAAAAGGAAAGACGGAGAAAUUGAUCGCCGGAAAAAGUAAUAAUGACAGCGAAAACUUCACCGGACUGGCUUCCAGCUGGCUGGACUCUACAGUUCAAAGUCCAAAAAACAGGCCGCAGAAUCACGCAUUACAUAAACUUGGCAACUGGUCAGAAGUUCUUUACAAAGGAUGAUCUUAUUCGCUAUACUAAAACAGGAAGCACUAAAUGUGAUGACCUGCAGCCAACUCCAAGGCAAACUAAAAUGCCCCCAGCAAAUGGUCGCGUGGAUACUGCAGUAAAUGCAAAUGAACGUCCCGAAUGGUUACCCAAGAAUUGGUUCAUGGAGUUGAAAACCCGUAAGAGUGGUGUAAGAGCUGGAAAACACUACAAGAUAUAUAUUGAUCCAUCGACAGGAUCUAGAUUCUAUUCCAAGCUACAGGUGUUCCGGUUUCUUAACCAUGUAGAGCAGAAAAGUAGCAAACCUAAACAGAAGAAAAGAGUCUCACACUCAACAAGCAAAAUUGUGGUAAAAGCAAAUGAACAUCCUGAAUGGUUACCUAAGAAUUGGUUCACGGAGUUGAAAACCUAUAAGAGUGGUGCAAAAAUUGGAAAAUCCUACAAGAUAUAUGUUGAUCCAUCAACUGGAUUGAGAUUCCAUUCCAAGCCUGAGGUGUUCAGAUUUCUUGACAAAGGAGACUUGUAUUACACUGAUCCAGCUAGUGGAUAUGUUUUUCGCUCCAAAAAGGAUGUUCUUCGCUAUCUAGAAACUGGAGAGAUCGGUAGAUAUGCUUUUUUACCGAAGAAGAAGCACAGUGAUGAUCAAAAUUUAAUUCAUACUGAAAAAUCACAAUUGCCGGCAGCUAAAAGGCAGAAAGUGAAGCAUCCUGGCACCAGGAGGCAGCUCUUUACAGCUAGGGAGACAUCUGAUAGGAGUAUUUUAUCUCACCUAGAAGCUGAGACCUUUGAGAAAGGACAGAGUGAGAAGGAUUAUACUGAAACUAGGCUUGCUACAACUUCCUUACCUCAAAGCCAAUCAUACAUGGAAGUCAUUGCUACUGCAGAAAAAUCAAAUUGGAGCUGCUCAGUAGCUCCAAAAGCUUCCAACAGAAAUCAGGGGAAAACAGUCUCUGCCGAUGACAUGUUUGUUUCAACUGCUGCAGCAAAUGUCCUGCAAGUGAAGAACCUGCUUGAAAGGGGAACAGAGAAGAAGAGCAAUAUAAACUCUAAGGACUCUGGCAAGUCCAAGAAUAAGAAAGAGCCUGAUUUGCCUCGUAGGUUUUCAAAACGACUUGCUCAUCAUGAACCUGAUCUGGCAUCUUGUGGCCUUGAACUUGUAAAGGCUUGCCAAAAAGAAGCCAAUGGUCAAUGUGUUUUAGAAGAUGAAGCAACUGAGCAGCACAACAUUGGCUCCGGUGCAGAGGUAGCAAAGCAAGUCUCUGCUGAUUUGACAGUUAAAUCACAUUGGGGGUCAAUGAAGAAGACCAUAAAGCCCGCUGAAGACAAAGAUGUUCUUGGAAAGCAACCACAAAUGUUGGAGAAUGAGAAGACUAGUGACACUAAGUCAGAAGUACAGCCUUUUGUUUGUUCUGACCCAUGCCUAGAAUUUGCAAUCAAGACUCUUACAGGUGCAAUACCACUUCAGGCUGCUUCAAGUAAAGAGCUUGUUUCAACUGCUGCUUCUAAUGUCCUGCAAGAGAAGAAUCUAGGUAAAACAACGAUGGGAAACAAGAGCAGCAACAUAGAAACUAGGAACUCAAGCAAGUUGAAAAAGAUGAAAGAGCUUGACUUGCCUCGUCGGUCAUCAAAACGACUUGCUGGGCUUGAACCUGAGCUGGUGGCCAGUGGAGGAUCCAUUGAAGUAGCUGUUCAGAAUGCUACUACAAUAUCUGGAAAAAAUGAACCGAAAUCACCAUGUCUUUUGGUGGAUAAAGCAACUCAGCAGCCAAAUGUUGGCCCUAACGCUGAGCUCCCAUAUCAAGCUUCUGCUGCAGCAGUCAAUCAAGAGAUCAGUAGCAGAAGGCCUCAUGAAGGUGGAGCAAUUCUUGGAGUGCGACCACAAAUGUUGGGAAGUCAGAAAUGCAGUGACAGCAAGUCAGAACUACAACCAUUUUUUUGUUCCGACCCAUGCCUUGAAUUUGCAAUCAAGACUCUUACAGGAGCAAUACCAUUAGAGGAUGCUAUCAAUGAAGGGCUUGUUUCGACACCCAUUGCUAAUAUCCAGCAACAGAUUAAUCUAGCUGAAGCUAGAAUUGAACAUAGCAGGUGUAGAAAAGCUUUGUUUAACUCAAGCAGGUCCAAGAAGGAUUGCAGUUUUCCUCAUUGGUCUUUGAAACAACUUGCUGGGCGUGCACCUGAGCUGGAGGCAAGUUCACUGUCCAAUGAACGAGUUCUCAAAACUGCAGCUAGAAAGUCUUGUAAUAACAAAGCCAUUCGAAAUGUGGAUUUGACUUCAGAGAAUCCAAUAGAUAAAGCAUCUCAAGAACUUGAGACUGGACCAAGACCAGCACUUCAACAUCCUGACUUUACAUACAGAACCACUGUGUUUCAAGUAGAGUCAUCAAACAAGAGCAAAGCGCCUCAUCUAAACCUAACUGCUCCUACCGAAAUGAAUAUUGAGAAGCCAGGCCUGCACUCUGCAAUUCCAUUUGGGAAGUCUUGGUCUGAUUCACGCUUUGAGUUUGCAUUCAACACUGUUACAGGUUCUAGUCCUACUGAGGAUAGUUUUGCUUUUCAGAGUUACUUCCACCAACAGUUUAGCAGCUCUGGCUCCCAGAUAGAUGGCAACUUUGCAUUGCCUGAUUAUGGCUUGCCUAGCAUUUCUCAAAGCGAUAUUUCACCACACUUAGCUGCCACGGCACAACUUGUUAUGCAGCAACAGUUCCCUGUGAAUCCUUCAUUCCUUCCCCCUGGUAAUGUACGCUUACCUAGUCACAGUGGAGUUGAUGCUCAACGACCUUACAGUAAGGGGAACAAGGAAUUACCUGGCAAGGUCAAGCCCUAGACAUAAGGGUUUGCAAAGCAUGCCAGGCAUCCAAGACAAGUUCAGGUUACAUAUUCUAUCUGAACUGACACCUUUAUGGUUUUUGACUUCUUGGCAUGGACCUUUUCUUUUAAAAAAAAAAAAUUCUAAUUGGGUGUAAAGUAUGUCAGCUGUUAAGGUAAGAAGAUAUUCGGCCUUCACCUUGAAAUAUCCUUCCAUCAUUUUGACUGUGGAUGGAGCAAAAAGCCGCUAUUUAUGGCGGAGUUCUGGGGUUAUCAAAUAUUAUGUAAUGUAAUACUCCUGUGCUCUUGGAUAAACGACAGACUGUUCACGUUACGUCAUUUUUUUGGGAUGAUCA